This is a messenger RNA of Mya arenaria, 6911 nucleotides long. RefSeq names its product patched domain-containing protein 3-like. NCBI's taxonomy places the organism in Eukaryota, Metazoa, Mollusca, Bivalvia, Myida, Myidae. The transcript has 5 exons. Bases 550 to 3390 code for a protein of 946 amino acids. The record is from RefSeq and is a predicted model, not a curated record. Gene Ontology annotation, cellular component: membrane.
AGAGGGACAAGAUCAUAAGGCAGAAACGGGCACACUAUAUCGGGAUAAAUUUUAACAUUACGAAAAUGGCAGAAAAAGUUAGGAAUAGUGUUUAUUUGACUUCAUAAUAUGUUAAUUGUGUAUGUAUUUACAUUCAUAGUGUAAGCUUUAAUAACAAAAAAGAAUAUUUGACAGUCUUAAGCAGUAAAUUUGAUGAAAGCAGAAGAUCCCAUGCUGAUCUCCAUUGGGACUGUUUUGAUAACACCCUUCCAUAACUAUUGAGCAUAAGCCCUAGUUAUUGUUUUCGUCCGUAUGCCAAUAAUGAUACUUUAGUUUCCAUCAGAUGGCAUUUAAUAAGUAUGCAAGACUACAGUCAAUACCAAGAAAUACUUCUGUUUAGCUCGCUGUUCGUUUGAUGACUCAACAUCGGCAUAUCUGUGCAGCAUGCGCAAUGAAUCGCCGUGAGCUGUUGCUAGCUACAGUGUGUUAUUGGCAUGUAUGAAGUUCGAAUAAAGAAGUAACAAAUGUGAUUCACAUUAAGCUUUGAUUUCGCUUUGAGCGGUGCAAAAUAUGGAUACCAUUAAGGAAACAAGGAACUGUGUCUGCCAUGAAAGAGUAGAAAAGGCAAUAGGUGACGCAUUCUACCGUUACGGUAAACUGAUUUUUCGCCAUCCUGUUAAAAUAAUCGUAAUAAUUUUGAUACUAAACGGGGCUCUUGGUGUAGGGAUGAUAAUGCUUAAAGAUGAUAUCGAUGUCAGCAGAGUAUAUACUCCUAUGAACAGUCAAGCAACGAAAGACGAGGAAUCCAUUCUUGCGUUGUUUCCCGACCGAAGUGAAACAGAGUUCUAUAGCUACCAGACUGUAAACCAGCCGAGAUAUGCAACUGUGUAUGUCAGGGCAGUUGAUGGCAAUGUAGUAAGCCAGUCAAAUUUAUACAAGCUAAAAACAAUUGUUGAUAUUGUAAACUUUACUAUAGAUGAAGUUCCUUUCGAACAAAUAUGUGCAAGACGCAGCGGUGCAUGUGUGAUAGAUGGUAGUGUUUUUCUAACCCGCUAUUUCAGCGCCUGCGUAGCUGGAAACAAUGUAACAUAUCCAUAUUUCACCGAUAAAAACGGUAUUCCAACGGACAUAGAGCCCUUACUUGGUGAAGUCAAUGUCAGCGAUAAAACUCUUCAAGGCUCUAGCUACCUAAAAUUACAGUUUUAUUUGCGUUCAGAAAGUUCAUACUCCAUAGAAAAAGUUCAAGCGUGGCAGGACAAGUUCAUAGAGAAUAUGAAAAACUUUAGAAGCUCUAAUCUCAAAGUCGCUUACGCCCAUACGGAUUCGCUCGGGAAUGAGUUAAAUGCAAACAUUGGCGGAGAUAUUGCACUUUUCUCUGCUACCUUUACAUUGAUGAUCACCUACGCAUGUAUUGCAACAUUUGCGGCCAGUAACGACUGUGUAGCCAACAGAAUGAUGCUGGGGUUUGCUGGUGUGACCGCUGCUGUUCUUGGUAUCGUUGCUUCCUUCGGUUUAGUCAGCGCGAGUGGCAUGAGCUUUGUCAGCAUUGUUGGCAACUCUCCGUUCCUAAUCCUAGGAAUCGGUGUAGACGACAUGUUUAUAUUACUAUCUGGUCUGGUUACUGCUGGAUUUUCCGACUCCUCGGAACAACGAUUUGGAACAAUGAUGAGGCAUAGUGGAGUAGCAAUAACAAUCACAUCACUGACUAACAUCAUUGCAUUCGGAUGCGGCGCUUCUUCUACGUUCAAAAGUGUUCGAAACUUUUGUGUGUAUACAGGCGUUGCAGUGAUCUUCUGCUACAUAAACCAAGCAAGUUUCUUUUCGGCAUGGAUUGCUUUGAACGAAAAGCGGAUUGAACAAAGAAAACACGUUGUUCUUUGCUGUAAGUCAACAAAGUCAAAGACACAGUCCAAACAGGAGAGAGCAUCAAAGAUGACAAUAUUUUGCUGUGCAGGUCAGAAACCGUCAGAGGAAAAAGACAUUGAUAGCUUCUUGGAACGUUUUCCAAAAUGGGUUCUCCCUAAAAUAGUAAAGCCCUUAGCAAUGAAAAUAAUAAUUUUGUUUGCUUUUGCUGCUUACUUAGGAGUAGCUAUUUGGGGCGUUAUCAAUUUGAAGCAAGGUCUUGCGAUUAGUAAUCUCGUUUCUAAAGAAUCAUAUUUCUUCAAAUUUAACAAAUGGGAGGUAGACUACUUUUCUGAACAUAUACCGAUCAUGUUCGUCGUCGACAAUAAAGUAACCUAUUCUUCAGCGAAAGUACAAAAUGAAAUUCAGAAUCUCUUAAAUGCCGCGUCUUCUAAUGAGUUUAUGACAAACACGACCAUUUCCUGGUUAGAUGCAUACACAUCUUCAAUAUUUUAUAACGAUACCAAUGAAGCAUCUUUCAUAGUUGGUAUUUAUUCUUUUCUCUUAGAUCCGAUUAAUUCCCGUUUUGAGCAUGACAUUAAGAUAUCAGAAGACAACCAAACUAUUGUUGCAUCUCGCUUCUAUGUGUUCACCAUUACUAUUGCUGAUUCUCAAGAUUCGGGGAAAAUGAUGACAGAUAUGAGAAAAAUUGCAAAUGACGAAAAGAAAUUGUCGGUUAUUGUUUUUGCCCCAUCGUUUAUUUUCUAUGAACAGUAUGUAGAAAUUUUGCCUCAAACAGUGCAGACACUUGGAAUGUCUCUAGGAGCUGUUUUCCUGGUCACAUUGUUCUUUAUGCCGCACCCUCUACUCUUGUUUUAUAUUCUGAUCACCAUGGUGAUGAUAAUUACUGGAAUAAUAGGUUUUAUGCAUCACUGGGGACUGACUCUUAGUUCGAUUACAAUGAUCCAUCUAAUAAUGAGCGUAGGUUUUUCUAUUGACUACACAGCACACAUAUGUCACGCAUUUAUGGUUGCCGACGGGCAAACGCGUGAAGAAAGAGCACAGCUCGCGUUGAAAACGGCCGGCGCACCAAUCUUUAAUGGCGCUAUUUCCUCUCUAAUUGGUAUUAUUAUGCUGUCUAUCGCCAAGUCAUAUAUAUUUCAAUCCUUUUUUCAAGUUAUGUUUUUGGUAAUUGCAUUUGGCUUAUUUCAUUCUGUAUUGUUUCUGCCCGUUAUAUUGUCAUUUAUUGGGCCAAAUAAAAGCAAAAGUAAGACCCAGAAUAUUGGACGCGUUUCCCUACAUGAGUUACCGAUGACCCACCCAAACAGCAUUUCAAAAGAAAAUAGUACCCGUUAUUCCAUUGCAAAUGUUGAACCAUGGAGGGAUUUACCACCUCCAUCGCCGGUACAAAACCGUGAUGAACUAUAUAACAUUGAUAAAACAUCAUCUGACCAUAGCGUUGCUUCUAAUGUAAGUAAACGGGAUAUCCCGAUGCGCAUGCGACAGACAACACCCGUGACUGUUAUAUAUACAGGAAAAGAAGGAGAUACACGUUUACUUUACUUAUGACCAAAAUUCAUUCAAAUCUGUCACUAUUAAAAAUGAUGGCGAAUAUAUAUACUAGUAUAUUACCAAACUUAAUUGUACGUACCUUGUAUCCUCAAGAAAAAGUAUAAACUGACACUUGCGCCGAGUUGACUGUUGUGAGGCCAAUGCCAUGCUCAUAUGCCCAUUUAUUCAAACAAGUCAAAGGUCCUUGGUAUCUACAUUUAUCACAAUAUAAAUUAGAAAACACACACAAUUAAAUUAUGUUUACAAUUAACUCACGUCAAAACUAACACUUCUCAGAUAAAUAAACAGCUUUCUAACAAAAGAUUACUGUUGUGUCAUGGUGCGUCAAGGGAAAAAGACAUGCAUUUCCAAAAUAGCAAUUCUGCUAAAACGCUGUGCUUAAAUAAAUUUUCAAAAACCUAUUCGUACAAUCUCCUCUUCAGUUUCAAGGAGCUGGAACUGCUUUUGAUAAACGAUGUUAAUAUUACGCUGCAAUUAGUUUUAACACGUAUUUCAAAGGAAACAACGCCUUCUUACUAAUAAAAUACUUUGCAUGUUGCAAACAAUUAUCCAUACACAUUGAGAUCCAUUAUCCUUAUGGAUAUUUAUCUUGUUAGGAACAAUACUCAAUAUUGUAAUACAGCCUUCUCAUAUGUUGGUAUGUCAGACAUGUCGCUCCCUUAACCGGAUUAAAGCAGGAACAUAGGUUAUAUCUUAUGCUCAAUCAAGUCUGAGUUGUUCUGUAACUUAUACAUCAAUACUGUUAUUAUAGUGUAAGAAAUUAUUUAUUGAAAUACCUGUAGGGUGUUUCUUUCUAUUGUGUUUUUAUAUAUUAUUAUUAUCUGAGCACCUGUUUUAAAAGAAUUUAUGUUGUAUUAGAAAUUAUUUGCACGUAAAGAUAUCAUUGUUUAUUACUUAGUGAUAUGUUUGCAUAGAAGACUGCAUUGUGAAAAAGAUAGUAAGUCUUAAUGUGUCAUGUGUUGGUAAUAAUAGUAUUAUUUUUUCUAUUAUUAUUAUUAUUAUUAUUAUUAAAAUUUAUAUAUUCUAUAAUUAAAAUCAUGAUUUACGACAGUUUAAGUGAUCGCAAACAUGAGUUUAGCUUAUAAACUGUCUAUUUGUUUGGUAAUCCAACUUAUUUCUAUUACUCAUACAUUAUGUCUUGUUAUUUUGCUAUUAAAUUUGGUUUCAUCGAGUUAGGUUUGUUAUCUUUUCAGUGGAAUACACAAAAAACAGUGUGUCAAUUUUACUCUUAUAGUAAUCUUAUAAAUAUGAAACAAAUCAUAUACCGAAAAAAACACUUUCACAUUUAAGGCAUUGAACAGUAUGCAUGAAGAGUUGAAAUUAAUAAAUCUUUUUAUUUUGCUUUUAAAAAUGGUUAACAUAGAAUGUUUUGCGGAAAAACUAUUUUCUUGAGUUUUGCCUUACUCGCUAUAUUUUGAAAAUAUAAUAAGAACUAUUUGUUAAUACAAUAUUAUUAAAGUUAUAUAUUAUUAUUUCCAAUAACUUGGUCCGAUAUUGCGAUGUUGAUGUGUUGUUUUUUAUGUGCAUAGGACAGAAUUGUCUUAUUAGUUAUGCAAAUUCAUAUAUUAAAAUGCUAACUAACAUCCACCAAUCUUUACUCUUUUUCUAAGCAACUUCCUUUCAUUCAAGUUGUUGUUUCAUGUUUUUGUUAUAUUCUCUGAGAAAGUAUAACUCAAAUAUAGUAACCCUCAUAUUUUUGAGAUACGAUAAAUACAGAUUACGAACUAAAACAGUCCAUUGUACUCUAGAUAAACACACUCAAAUAUGCAUGUGUAUGUAUACUUUCACAAAAAUUAUAAAAACUCAAUGGAGAUUCUCUGCUCUGAAUAAGUUCUUAUUUACAGCUAAUUCCAGUACAGGUUACAUAGUAUUACCGAAAUAUGUAGGCAAACAAGUGAUGCGCUGGUGUAGGGCCCGAACUAAUGUCGGUACUGACUGCUUUGUCAUUACUAACUGAGCUAACUUGUCGGCUUGAAAUCCCAUUGCAAACUACACUAGCUUAUCAAACCAUAUCUUCCAAAUAUCGGGAUCUAAAGAAGAAUAUAAUACUCUUAUUCACCAUCCAGUUUUUCACACCUGAUGAAUCACUAGCAUUUCAAUAAUGGCACGUGUAUAAAUUUGAUGUCAUAAAAUUUCCAGAAAUAUUAGUAUUUUUAUUCUAUGCAUCUACAAAACGAUCACGAGCCUGAAAAGGAUUGUGAUAACUAAUAACAUUUUUAUCAGUAUGUAUUAAAGUAUGCUAAAUGUCUCUAUCGAGCAUGUCUUUGCUUUUUACGACAAUGUGAUGUAUAAUUUUUGUUGGCUAUAACUGUUGUAAAUGUUUAAUGUUGAUUAAAUGUUACGUUAUAAAUGUUUUGUUAUUCUGUUUCAAAAUCGGCAAGCGUCUCUAACGACUAAGCAUUUUCACCUACAUUCACCGUUAAUAGUUGAACACCAAAUAUUUAUUAUAUAAAAACCAAAAAUAGACUUCAAAUUCCUUUUGGUUUUUAAUGGAUUUUCAAACUGUUUGACUGUUGUUGUUCAUUUAAAUAAUUGUGUUGUUUUAACUAUCAAACUUUUUUUGUUUAAUUUAUAAAAACAAAUACUGCUGUAAGCUUGAUUGAUUGUCUUAGCAAUUAAGAGAUGAACAAUGUAGCAUUAUCUAUGAUGUUCAUCAAAUAAAAUUUAAAAACACAACAACUAGUCUUAACGUUCAUAACUAUUCUAUCUUUUGUAUUUGAUGUAUAAUGUGUGUAUUUUUAACAUCACCGCAAACCGUACCAAGCAGUGUUUCUCAAAUUUGCCGUGAUAUUAAAACUCGGCAGUUGUAAGGGCACAUUAAAUGUUGUUUGAGAAAUAUACAUUUUGAUUAUGGUGAAACAUUUUAUGUCAUAAUAUCAAUGAAUCUAUAUAAAAUCAUUGGUAAAACCAAACACUGUGAUGAAGUAAAUAAUGUUUCAUCUGAACUAUUUUAAGGGUGAACUAUUAACACAACUAGUAAAAAAAAUCUGAAUUACUUAGUAUCCGAUACAUAUUGAAUAUAAACGACUUCAUGUUCAUUCUAAUCACAUACAUGGACAUGGUUGAGUGAUAAUAAUGUUGACGACGUAUUUUGACGUAUUUUGGUUUUACUUACUUUUGUAUGCAGACGACACUGUCAUAUUUGCGGAGUAAAAUUGCUCUUCAACAAACACUAAUCUGUGAAUGAAUAUUGUAAAUUAUGCCAUCAUUUGCUUCCAUUGCUGAUGCCUGUGUGGUAUGUCUGUGUUGUGUGUAUGGUGUGUGUUUCUCGUUUAAGUAUAUAAAGUGUGUCUUAAGACAGGGCCUUCGAAGAUUUUUGGCAACUAGCUUUUCACAUAAGUAUUGUCCCUGCAGUUUACACUGUAUUUUGUUUUUAUCUGUUAAUACUGACAAAAGAAACGUCGUAUGAUUUUCAUGUGAUAAAUUGAGAAAAUGGCCUGUAUUCAUUAGGAAUAUGAUCAUUGUGAACUGUAUAUUUGAUGUACAUUGAUGAAACUGAAAUAAACAAUAAACAAACA